AAUAUAAAGAUUUUUCUUGUCAUCUAGAAGUCAGAACUAUCAGAAAUUUAAGAGAGUCUUCUCUUAUCUCAGCAAAAAGUCACAGCUAUGAUAAGAACAAGUCGGCUCGUUUGAUAAUCACUUUUAAUCAAAUAAAAAUAUUUACUUUCCUAAAUAUUAAAUGUAUUCAGUUUAUGUUCACAGCUUUUAGUUAUCGAUAGAACGUCAAACCGUCGUCAUAUGAUUACUUGAUGAAAUAAAACGAUGACACUUUUAAUAUUGCUAUUAAUUAUAUCAGCGCUCAUUCUUGCAGUCAUUUCUAUUAUAUAUUUAUAUUUGAGCUGGAACUUCAAGUAUUGGCAAAAAAGAGGUAUAAAGGGUCCAAAACCGAUAUUGAUUGCUGGCACAUUCACAAAGUCAAGGCAAGGCAUUUGUAAUUUAAUCGAUGAGUUACAUGAAAUAUAUUUACAUUACAAAACUACCGAAAAAUUUGUUGGAUUAUUUUCCGGGCGCAGUCCAAAAUUAUUCAUAGUGGAACCAAAAUUAGCAGUACAAAUUUUAACACAACAUUUCAAACAUUUUCGAGAUAAUGAGUCUUCGAAAUGGACCUCGCCAAAAGUGGAGAAACUACGUUUAUGCAGUCCUUUUGUAACUACUGGUGACGCGUGGAAGGAACGCCGUGCAGAAUUUACACCACCUUUAUCUAUUAAUCGGUUGCGUGCAUUUUAUCCUACCAUGAGAGAGAGCGCUCAGAAGCUAGUAGAUUUUAUAAAAGACAGACCCAACGAAUUUUUGGACACCAAGGAGCUAUCUAAUCGCUAUACAACAGAAUUCAUAUCAAAUUUCAUUUGGGGUCUCGAGGCUAAUGCUUUUACCAGUGCAGAGCUUUCGCCCAUUCAUGAAAUGGCAAAUAAGAUGCUUCUCCAGUCACUAAAGUGUGUGGCUUACUACAUCCGGACUGCUACAUGGCCUUGGUUACGUUUGCUGAAGCCAGUACCCUUUUUCGCACCAGCGGCAGAUAGAUUCUUUAUGAAAUUAGCGGCAGAUGCUUCUGGGGCACGUUUGAAGUCAAGUACUGAGCGUUGUGAUGUGAUCAAUCAUUUGCUACAACUUAAAGAAAAAAAAACCCUGACUGAUGUACAAAUUGCAGGACAUACAACUACAGUCCUGAUAGAUGGUUUUGAGACUGUAGCAAAUGUUAUAUCACACUUUCUUUUAUUGUUGUCCAGAAAUGAUCGAGUGCAAGAGAAACUACGUCAAGAAUUAAUAAAUACCGCUGAGGAUAUUACCUUUGAUGAACUAAAUGAACUACCAUAUUUGGAUCAAUGCUUGCACGAAUCUCUCCGCAUCUUCCCAC
Teleopsis dalmanni is the source of this 1336-nucleotide messenger RNA. Its product is annotated as probable cytochrome P450 28d1. Gene Ontology annotation, molecular function: oxidoreductase activity, acting on paired donors, with incorporation or reduction of molecular oxygen; iron ion binding; heme binding. NCBI's taxonomy places the organism in Eukaryota, Metazoa, Arthropoda, Insecta, Diptera, Diopsidae. The record is from RefSeq and is a predicted model, not a curated record.